Messenger RNA from Nelumbo nucifera (sacred lotus), 6653 nucleotides. RefSeq names its product transcription initiation factor TFIID subunit 1. The record is from RefSeq and is a predicted model, not a curated record. Gene Ontology annotation, molecular function: histone acetyltransferase activity; RNA polymerase II general transcription initiation factor activity; TBP-class protein binding. Gene Ontology annotation, biological process: RNA polymerase II preinitiation complex assembly; transcription by RNA polymerase II. Gene Ontology annotation, cellular component: transcription factor TFIID complex. Lineage: Eukaryota; Viridiplantae; Streptophyta; Magnoliopsida; Proteales; Nelumbonaceae.
AUCGGACAUCCCGCUCAAAUUGCAUCCCUAUACGGUGCACGACUAAUCACUUUUAUGUCUCAAGUUUGGGUUGGAAUACAAGAGAAAAAUCAUUCGGCUUCAAACGCAGAUGAUUCGGACCGUAGCUCGUUGUACACGUCCUAUUUAUAGGAGAGUUAAUGGCUAAUGCUACCCACGCUCAAUAGCUACAGGUCGUCGAUUCGACCUCCAAAGCUCCACUUGCUGCCUUGCUGGUCACGGCUGAAGGUCUGUAACCGAAGAAGUGAGUUGAGAUGAUAGCACUGCAGAGUGCCGACGCUGGCUAGGGCAAAGAAGAGUACGAGGGAAACGGAAGUCACCAGAGAAGGGGAAGCUGUGAUUUCAGCGAUGCCGGUCACUGAAAAGUAACGUCGGUUAGUGUCUCACACAUACAAGGAGUCCGCCACGCUUAAAGGCGACGUGGCAAACUUUGAGGGGUGAUGCUAGGGAUUGAUUUCCUAGAGUGAUACCAGAGGAUCCGGAUCCCUCUCGUUGUAUGUCGUCUAUUAGUUUUUUUCUGUGAGGACGGACAGAAAUGAUGGUAUAUUUAUUGGUAUCAAGGGGCGAUUGGCACAACAAGCUCACCAUUCUUCCUUUAUUUUCCCUUUUUUUAUCAGUGUGAAGCUGUAAGUACAACAUGGGGGAAAUGUCAGGCAACGCAUCGCAUGACACCCACAACGAAGAUGAUGAGGAUGAUUAUGAGGAGUCUGGUGGAGGGAGCCGACUCUUGGGAUUUAUGUUUGGAAAUGUUGAUGAUUCAGGUGAUCUUGAUGCAGAUUAUCUUGAUGAGGAUGCAAAGGAACAUCUUUCUGCACUGGCUGACAAAUUGGGUCCAUCACUAACGGAUAUUGAUUUGUCAAUAAAAUCGCCACAAACACCAUCUGAUGGUUCUGAGCAAGAUUAUGAUGAAAAAGCUGAAGAUGCUGUUGAUUACGAAGACAUUGAGGAGGAAUAUGAGGGGCCUGAGAUUCAAGCCACAACUGAGGAAGAUCAUUUGUUGCCUAAGAAGGACUAUUUCUCGGCUGAAGUUUCUCUUGCUACUUUGGAGCAUAAAGCUGUUGUUUUUGAUGAUGAAAAUUAUGAUGAAUAUGAAGAUAUUGAAAAGGAAGAGGUGGUGGUGGAUGAAAACUCUGAAGCCCACAUUGUUUCACAAGAUGAGCAAAAUGAGCAUAUUGAAUUAAUCUGCGAGGAAGAGAAAUCACCUGAGAAUAAUAUGGCUUCUAUUGAACAGUUUGAAGUUGAGAAUCUGGCUGUUGAUUUUGAGGAUUUCCAGGAGGAUGGACCUGACAUCAUGCAGAACUCAUUAAAUGCCAAAACUGUGACAUCACUGCCUAUUUUAUGUAUAGAAGAUGGAGUGGUGGUAUUAAGGUUCUCCGAAAUUUUUGGCAUUCAUGAGCCUUUAAAGAAAGUGGAGAGGAGGGACCAUAGAUAUUGGGUUUCUAAAGAGAGGUAUAAAGCCAUGGAUACUUUUGAUAUUGUUGAAGAGGAUGAAGAAGCUUUCUUAAAGGGUUCUUCCCCUGGCUUAGUUGCCAUGAAACAUGGAAGUCUUACUCAAGAUGAUAAUGCACUGGCAAUGGAUGGUGAUACAGAAUCAGCAAUUUUUGGUAGCUGGCAAGGGGUUGAUAUUAGAGCUACACAGGUUGAUGGGCAAAGGAAAGACUCAUGUCUUAGCGCUGAGCCAAUGAAAGAGGGCAGAUCUUUAGAUCUUUUUACUGGACAGCAAUCGCCAUCCUAUCCUAAAUUUUACCCUCUUGAUCAACAAGAUUGGGAAGAUGGAAUUAUUUGGGACAAUUCUCCCACCAAGAGUUAUGACUCCUCAGAGAGUUGUAUGAUGUCUGGACCAGGCUCUGAAACAUUUUACAAUGCUGAAACAGAAUUUGAGGCUAGGCCACAAAAUGUGGUAUUGCAGCACCAGAUGGAGCCUGAUGAGAAGGAACAUAAUCUUUUCUUGCAUAACUUUCCUGUGUCAGUGGAUCCCUUUGGUUCAACAGAAUUUUCAGACCAGACAAACCUUCCAUUCACAGAUAAAAAAAAUCAUCCCCAGUUAUUGAGGUUAGAAUCUCGUUUGAAAGUGGACAGUUCAAAUUACUCGGAAGUAAGAAAGGAGAGCAAUAAUGGAGAAUUUCGCCAACUCGACAUAAUUAAACGCUUGGGAAGACUUGCCUUACAGAAUAGGGAGAUGUUGGAGGGUUCUUGGUUAGACAACGUUAUUUGGGAACCAAAGGAGUCCAUAUCAAAACCAAAACUAAUUCUUGACCUUCAAGAUGAGCAGAUGCUUUUUGAAAUUUUAGAUAACAAGGAAGGUAGACAUCUUCGCUUUCAUGCUGGGGCUAUGAUAGUUACUCGGUCUGUGAAGUCUACUGGUGGGGAUUCAUUUGAUCUACCUGGUCAAGGGGGGCCGUCUGCUGGCCGGUUUAAUAUUUCUAAUGACAAGUAUUAUUCAAAUAGGAAAACCUCUCAGCAAUUAAAAUCACAUUCUAAAAAACGUGCAGCUCAUGGGAUCAAAGUCAUGCAUUCAAUACCUGCCCUGAAGUUGCAGACAAUGAAACCAAAGUUGAGCAAUAAAGAUAUUGCUAAUUUUCAUAGGCCUAAGGCAUUAUGGUACCCCCAUGACAAUGAAGUUGCAGCAAAGGAACAAGGACCACUAGCUACAAAAGGGCCCAUGAAAAUUAUAUUGAAAAGCUUGGGAGGGAAGGGGAGUAAACUCCAUGUGGAUGCAGAGGAAACCGUCUCUUCUGUUAAAGCAAAAGGCUCAAAAAAGCUAGAUUUUAAACCAUCAGAAAAAGUUAAAAUAUUUUAUUCUGGAAAGGAACUUGAAGAUGCUAAAUCUCUUGCCAUGGAAAAUGUUAGACCAAAUUCAGUGCUGCAUCUUGUUCGUACAAAAAUACAUUUGUGGCCAAGGGCACAAAAGAUCCCUGGUGAAAAUAAGUCUUUGCGUCCUCCAGGGGCAUUUAAGAAGAAGUCGGAUCUGUCUGUGAAAGAUGGGCAUGUCUUCCUGAUGGAGUAUUGUGAAGAAAGACCUUUACUUCUAGGUAAUGUUGGGAUGGGUGCAAGACUAUGCACUUAUUAUCAAAAACCAGUGUCAGGUGAUCAAACUACCUCCUCAUUGCGCAUUGGAGACAACAGCCUGGGGAAUGUUCUCAGUCUUGAUCCUACUGAUAAAUCACCUUUCCUUGGAGAUAUCAGACCUGGUUGUAGCCAGUCUUCUCUUGAAACAAACUUGUAUAGAGCACCCAUAUUUCCCCACAAAUUGGCAUCAACUGACUAUUUAUUGGUUCGUUCUGCAAAGGGAAAACUUUCCCUUAGACGUAUUGACAGAAUAGAUGUUGUUGGACAACAGGAACCUCACAUGGAAGUAAUUUCUCCGGGAUCAAAAAGCCUUCAGACAUAUAUUGGGAACAGGCUGUUAGUUUGUAUUUACCGUGAAUUCCGUGCCAAUGAAAAGCGUGGCUUGAUUCCUUGCAUCCGAGCAGAUGAGUUGUCUGCACAAUUUCCUAAUCUCUCAGAACCUUUUCUUCGGAAGAGGUUGAAGCACUGUGCCGAUUUGCAGAGGAUAUCAAAUGGACAUUUGUUUUGGGUUAUGAAACGCAAUUUCCGCAUUCCUUUGGAAGAAGAACUCAGAAGGAUGGUAACUCCAGAAAGUGUUUGCACCUAUGAAAGCAUGCUAGCUGGUCUUCACAGGCUCAAACGUUUAGGAAUUAGUAGGUUGACACACCCUACUGGACUGUCUUCUGCAAUGAACCAACUCCCAGAUGAAGCUAUUGCUCUAGCUGCAGCAUCACAUAUUGAGAGGGAACUUCAGAUAACUCCGUGGAACCUGACUAGCAAUUUUGUUGCCUGUACAAGUCAGGAUCGAGAAAAUAUUGAGCGCCUUGAAAUUACUGGUGUUGGUGAUCCAUCUGGUCGGGGCUUAGGUUUUAGUUAUGUUCGAGUUGCUCCAAAGGCACCAGUUUCAAGUGCUAUAGUAAAGAAAAAGGUAACUGCUGCUAGAGGAGGUUCAACUGUCACUGGAACAGAUGCUGAUCUUCGCAGAUUGAGCAUGGAGGCAGCUCGUGAGGUUCUCCUUAAGUUUAAUGUUCCUGAAGAACAGAUUACAAAACAAACAAGGUGGCAUCGAAUAGCUAUGAUACGCAAACUUUCAAGUGAGCAGGCUGCAUCAGGGGUUAAGGUUGAUCCAACAACCAUCAGCAAGUAUGCACGUGGACAGCGAAUGUCAUUUCUUCAACUUCAGCAGCAGACAAGAGAAAAAUGCCAGGAGAUUUGGGAUCGCCAAAUUCAGAGUCUUUCAGCUGCUGAUGGCGAUGAAAAUGAGAGUGACUCUGAAGCAAAUAGUGACCUGGAUUCCUUUGCUGGUGACCUUGAAAAUUUGCUGGAUGCUGAAGAGUGUGAAGAAGGGGAGGAAAGUAAUUAUGAAUCCAAACAUGAUAAAGCAGAUGGUGUUAGAGGACUUAAAAUGAGAAGACGCCCAUCGCAGGCUCAGGCAGAGGAGGAAAUUGAAGAUGAAGCUGCAGAAGCAGCAGAGUUGUGUAGGAUGCUCAUGGAUGAUGAUGAGGCUGAGCGAAGGAAGAAGAAAAGGACAAAAGCAACAUGGCAAGGAGGUUUGGGAUCCCAAUUAGGUUUUAAUUCUGAAAAUGCAGAUCAAACCAAAAAAGGUAGUGGAGCCAAGCAGAUAAUUCGUACUGUCCAAUCUGAUGGAUCAUUUAUAUCCAAGGAGAACAUCAUUCGUGGGCCAAUGGAGGUUGAAAAGAUGAAAUCAAAGAAAGGAAAUGGGAAGAAUGGUGUACUGAAAAAGAAAACUAAUGUAGCAGGAGACGGAUUUAAGGUUAUUAAGGAAAAGAAACAUACAGACAAACCAGUAAGAGAAAGUUUUGUAUGUGGAGCAUGUGGUCAGUCAGGGCACAUGAGGACCAACAAGAACUGCCCGAAGUAUGGGGAAGACUUGGAAAUACAGGUUGAUAACACAAGCCUGGAAAAAGUAUCAGGAAAAUCUACCAUUCUUGAUCCUUCUGCCCCGCCCCAGCAAAAAGCUGCAGUGAAGAAACUAAAACAAAAGACUGUGUCAAAGGUUGCUACUGUAGGAACCUUGGAAAAUGCCAAUAAAGUGGGAUUAAAAGCAAAACUCCCCUCACUGAAGCUCAAAUAUGGUCCUGUUGACAAGCCUUCUGAGAAAACAAUACCUGGGAUUAUGCAGAGUUCUGAGAAACCUAUGACUUCUGAUGCUGAAACUGGGACUAAACCUACUACAAAGAUCAGUAAGAUAAAAAUUUCCAACAAGAUGAAAAAUGAAGAUAUCCAGGUGGAACCUCUGAAGCCAUCUAUUGUGAUACGUCCACCAACGGAGGCAGAUAGAGAUCAACCUCGCAAGAAAAUCAUAAUUAAGCAGACAAAGACAGUUGGUAAUGUGGAUCUGGUCAAACAGGAAGCUAGCUCUGGACUGGGUGAAGAACAUCGAAAGACAAAAAAGAUGAUGGAGUUGUCAAGUUUUGAGAAACAUAGAGAGAAAGAGAGAAAGCAAUUGGCUGAAGAGGUGGCAAGGAGAAAAGCUGCAGAAGAGAGAAGAUUGUGGGAAGAGGAAAAGAGGAGAAUUGCAGACAGGUUGAGAGAGGAGAAAACAAGGAGGCUUUAUGAGCAAAAAAAGAGGAUGCAGGAAGAACGAAGGUUAGCUGAGAUUAGAAGACAUGAAGAAGCCAGGCAAAGGGAGAUGGAAGAACAGGAAAGGCAGAAAGCAAAGAAGAAGAAAAAGAAGAAAAAAACAGAGAUAAGGGAUGAAUAUUUAGAGGAGCAUAGGUCAAGUAGAAGUGAUCGAAGAAUGCCAGAGAGGGACCGUUCUGCCAAGAGGCGGCCUGUGGUCGAGUUGGGGAGGUAUGCUGCAGAAUAUGCCCCACAAACAAAGCGCCGUAGAGGAGGGGAGGUUGGGUUGGCAAACAUCUUGGAGAGCAUUGUAGAUGCCCUUAAAGAUCAAAUUGAUGUAUCCUACCUGUUCCUAAAACCAGUAUCCAAGAAAGAAGCUCCUGACUACCUUGACAUCAUAAAAAAUCCAAUGGAUCUCUCCACAAUUAGGGAGAAGGUGAGGAGGAUGGAGUACAAGAAUAGGGAUGACUUCAGGCAUGAUGUGUGCCAAAUAAGGUACAAUGCUCAUUUGUACAAUGAUGGGCGCAAUCCUGGUAUUCCUCCUCUUGCAGAUCAGCUCUUGGAGCUCUGUGACUACUUGUUGGCUGAGAGGGAUGCCCUCUUGACUGAAGCUGAAUCUGGUAUUGCUUGAAAAGAUGAGUGGCCAUUCCUAAUUCAAAGCGCACCCAUUAGCCCACUGCAAGCCCAGACCGUCCCCCAUUUUUUUACUGGGCUAAUGUGAAUGCAUGGCUUAUGGGUUUGUCUAAUUAUAUUUAUGAAGGUGAUUUAAAAUUCUUGUGUCGAAAUGCUUUUUUAAGUGUAUGUGUUUACUUUGGCCUCUGUUUCCUCUAUUUUUCACAGGGAAGGCUUUCACAUCUCCAUUCACUACCCGGUUGGAUGAGCCUUCUUAUAUAAUAUUAAUAUAUUCUUCUAUUAAAUGUAUAUUACCAACUAAACAUUGAUUGGUGGGUGAUGGGUCUUCCCUAGAUAAUGCUGUCUACAAAAUCAACCGGAUCUUAUCCUAA